Messenger RNA from Rosa rugosa (rugosa rose), 2242 nucleotides. RefSeq lists its product as uncharacterized. The transcript is spliced from 4 exons. The coding region runs from base 119 to 1993 and encodes 624 amino acids. Gene Ontology annotation, cellular component: RQC complex. NCBI's taxonomy places the organism in Eukaryota, Viridiplantae, Streptophyta, Magnoliopsida, Rosales, Rosaceae. The record is from RefSeq and is a predicted model, not a curated record.
GAUAAAAAGUUCCUCUUCUUCUUUUUGUUUGAAGGCUUGAAGGCUUGAAGCUGUGAAGCUGAUUCGAUUUAGAGCCUUUGAGAAUUUCGCCAAAAUCAAAUUUAGGGUUUCUGUAACCAUGUCUGCUCGGUAUCUGAAGAAAGUUCUCAAGGAAGAACAAGAGGAGCGACAACUGGAAUCAGACCACGAAGAAGAAGACGACGACCACCGCCAGCUCAACGGCAAAGCAAAGGUCAACCCUUUCGACCUCCUCAACGAAGAGGAAGACGAUGCCGACGACCACCAGGAGGAUGAGUCAGAAACUGUUGAUGAACCCUCGAGUGUGGUGAAGCCUAGUGCUGAUGUGGUUUCGACAUCCAGUCAAAAAUCCAAGAAGAAGAAGAAGAAGAAAGGCAAAGAGGGCUCUUCUUCUAAUGCAGCUUCACCGAGAGUUAAAAAGUCGCCGGAUGAGGUUCUGGAAGAAUUCUAUGAGUAUGCGCAUGAAAGACAAGCCGAGACGAGGGCUGGUGGUGAUGCGGUUAAGCAUUCGUAUGAAAAGUAUGUGCCCUUCAUAUUGCAAGUGGAUCCCAAGUACUUGAAUGCCGACAAUGAGAUGCGAAGAAUCUUUGGGGCUAAGGUGGUCAAGUCGUUUGAGAAGAAUCAACAGAGUGGAAGCUCUAGAAUGGCGCGUGGUGGAAGACGCGGCGCAGUUCAUAGGAAGUCUUUCCUUGUCACUCCGUUGGAGCAUUGGCCUCGCUGGGACGGUGCUAUGAACAUGGAACUCCUUCACUCCCCCAAUGGAUACUAUGAUUAUCGAUAUACCUAUUCGUCAGCCUACCGUCAAGCUCAGAGUGCAUUUGAAUCUGCCAAAGCUAUACAUGAUCUCAAUGCCAUUGCAAGUGUUUUAUUAUACUAUCCUUACCAUUUAGAUUCGCUACUAACCAUGGCAGAGUACUUUAAGUUUGUGGGUGAGCAUCAAAUGUCAGCAGAUGCUAUCUCAAAGUGCUUAUAUGCUUUGGAAUGUGCAUGGUCUCCAAUGUUCACUCCCUUUAAGGGUGAUUGCCAAGUGAAAUACAGCCAUGAAGCAAACAAACCGCUGUUUGUUGCACUUUUUACUCACAUGAAAAGUAUGGACAGACGUGGCUGUCAUCGAUCUGCUUUAGAAGUUUGCAAGUUUUUACUGUCACUAGAUACUGAUGAUCCAAUGGGGGCCAUGUUCUGUAUUGACUAUUUUGCGGUGAGGGCAGAGGAGUAUGCAUGGCUAGAACGUUUCUCUGAAGAAUAUAAAAGUGAUAACACCCUAUGGUUGUUUCCAAAUUUUUCAUAUUCCCUUGCCGUAUGCCGAUUGUAUCUUGAGAAAGCGGAAUCUUCGAAAGAUCCAGCUAUGGAAACCACCAAGGCUACUUCGACUGAUCUUAUGAAGCAGGCAUUGAUGCUUCAUCCCACAGUCCUCAAGAAACUAGUGGCAAAGGUUCCUUUGAAGGAACGGGUGUGGACGGAUAUACUCAAAAAUGCAUUCUUCCAAGCAGAUGAAGUAGGAAUCCCAUCCUUGGACCACCUGGUUAACAUAUACGUUGAGAGUAAUCAUAUUAUAUGGAGGCUUCCAGAAUUGCAGAAAUUGCUGCGGGAAGCUGCACAGCUCGUGAUCGAGACUCUAAGACAGAAUAGUAGUGAAAAGAAUGAUUGGGCAUGUGUGAGAAAAGAAGCAUUCUCAUCUGACAAGAAUGAGUAUUCCCACUUGUUGGUUUCAGAUUUCUCUUAUACAUUGCCUGCUGCCCCACCUGAAAAUUUGCAACAUUUUAUGGCCAAUGCAAGGAUGGAGGAUGUUGUGCAUAAUGAGCAGCAUCUAGUCAAUCUAAAUGAGGGUGGCCAUGCUCCCCGUGAUGUUGCAAAUCGAAAUCCAUUAGCGGUCUUGUUUGAGUCGGUCUUACCAUGGGUUCAUUAUGGGGAAGGAGCGGUUGUUGAGGAGGAAGACCAACAAAAUGGCCAUGGUCCGGGCAAUCAAGAACAUUGAGUGUUAAUGACAUUGAAAAUAUGCUAUAGCAAGUUUUAGACAAAGCUCUCAAGUGUUUCUGCUACAGGCGACUCAGGGAAAAUAUUUGCAAUUCUCUUUUCUGUGGCAGUAUUACCUAUCAUACUUUAGCUGCUAACAGGACCAUUUGAUCGAGACUAAGUACCAUAUGAAUUUUCUUUUUCUUUUCAGGAUACCCUUUAUGUGUUACCUGUUAACCUUUUACAUUUGAAUUUAUACUUGUUGCAUCAC